CCUAUUCACCCUUGUUCAUCAUUGUUGUUGACAAACAGCGUCUGGCCGAUGUCAACACAGCAUAACAGGACCUUUUGUAACAAAUCAAAACAAGGAAAUGUUCCAUAAUCCAUUCAAAAUGGACCAUUGGUGCCGCGUUUGUCUGGAUGAAACAAAGGGAGAACUUCUGUCCAUCGAGCAUGAAGUGGAAGGCUUGUCGAUUGAUCUGUUGAUUACCAGCUGUAGCGGGAUUACGGUUGAAAAAUCGGACUCGUUACCCGGAAAGUGCUGUGAGCGAUGCGUGAAAAGUUUAUACAUCGCAUACAGUAUAGCGGAACAAUGUCGUGUUUCGGACGAGAAGCUGCGUAAUCUCAACAAACUCUCAACCGAAUCGAACAAAGCGGAAACAGUACACGAUGUCUGCGCCGAGAUUUCCAACGACUCUAGUGAUGAUGCUGAGAAUCACGGCGAGAAUAAUACACAUACUGACACUGAGAAAACAUGUAAAUUAAUAACCACAUGUUGUGCAUGCAGGGCUGACUUUGAAACGGUUGAAGCUCUUGCUGAUCAUGUUGUGAAAGUCCAUGAGCCAGACAAAACAGACAAUGAUAGCAAAAAACCGUAUCAAUGCGAUAUUUGCUAUAAGAGGUAUUUUAAAAAGACUUCUUUGAAUCGCCACAAAAGACUGGGUACUUCAGGUCUAGGGAUUCGAAUCGCGCAAAUAGAACAACCCAUCGAUUAUCGAUGCUGUGGAUGUAGGAAAGAUUUUCUCACCAAAGAAGAACUUCAGAAUCAUUCUGUGUCAGAGCACAGCUUAGAUAAAGUUCAUGAUGAAUCGAAGCCGUUUCAGUGUGAUAUUUGCUUUAAACGGUAUUCUAACAAAACGUCUCUUGGAAGACAUUUCCGUGAGCGUCUCGUGAAUAGACGCCCUCGCUCUAUUCGGAGACUCGCUAGUAAUCAGUGCUGUGGAUGUCGGCAAACCUUCAAUAGCAAGGAAUUGCUCAGUCAACAUGCCAGGCAAAUCCACGAACCAGACCGAAUGGAGGAUCUGGGUGGACUAAAACCAUUCGAAUGCAGCGUCUGCUUCAGCAGAUACUCCACUCAGGAAGCAUUCAAUCGUCAUAAGGCGUUCCUCCAUCUGGAUCAACUGUACCAGUGCCAACAAUGCGAGAAAUUCUUCGUGAAACGUAUUAUGCUUCGAAUACACGAGCGAAAGUUUCACAAUGGCAUCCAGCAGGAUGUUGUUGGUCCCUAUCAGUGUACCCGUUGUGGGAAAACGUUCAUGCAAUCGAGUUCUCUCACCAAUCACGAGAAAACACAUCACAGCGAUGAACGAUUCGAAUGCUACAUUUGCCAAAAACUCUUCCUUAGUAAAGGUAAUCUACAAACUCAUUUCAAGCUGCACUCUAAGCCAACCGCACAACGUAAAGCACAAUACGAAUGCCCGAUCUGCCGAUGUCGGUUCAAAACUCCCAACUACCUGGAUAUACAUGCAAGAACUCACAGCGGAGAGAAACCAUACACAUGUAAGUACUGCUCGAAGCAGUUCGCACAUGCUUCCGGCCACAAGCGUCAUCUGCUCACUCACACUGGGUUGAAGCCAUUCUCGUGUCGAUUCUGUGGAAGGGAGUUCUCAAACCGAACGAAUAUGCACAUCCACGAGAAAAGCCAUGGGACGGAACGAAAUGCAAAGUGCGAUGUGUGCGGGAAGGAAUUCGUUCACGAUCGAUAUCUACGAAAGCAUUUGAAACGGCACUCGAGUUCAUGAACUGAUACAUCUCACUGGUGGAAAAAUAAAACAACAUUUUUCUAUUAUAUAUCACAAGAUAAUUUAUGUUUAUUACCAAUGCUCUGUGAAGAAAUACAAAUGCUAUUAACAAAUGUA
Molecule: messenger RNA, 1864 nt
Organism: Toxorhynchites rutilus septentrionalis
Lineage: Eukaryota; Metazoa; Arthropoda; Insecta; Diptera; Culicidae
Product: zinc finger protein 93-like
Exons: 2
Coding region: 98-1747 (549 amino acids)
Biological process (GO): regulation of transcription by RNA polymerase II
Cellular component (GO): nucleus
Molecular function (GO): DNA-binding transcription factor activity; zinc ion binding; RNA polymerase II cis-regulatory region sequence-specific DNA binding
Source: RefSeq, a predicted model, not a curated record